AUUCCGCACUCGCCGCGGCCGCCACCCCCGCCCUCCCCCCCGCCCGCCCCCGCCCGGUCCCCGCCACCGCCGCCGCCGCCGCCUGCCCAGCGGCCCGGGAGGCGGAGGCGCGGGGGAGGAGGCCCCGCUUGGAUCCGCAGCCCCGGAUGCUGCAUGACUUCAUCCUUCCGCCGGCUCUCCUGCUGAGCUAGGGCAGGUCCGGCAGCUAGCCCGCGGUCCGCGCCCCGCCGCAGUCCCGCGCCCACCCCGCGCCCGCCAUGUCCGAGAUCCUUCCCUACAGUGAAGACAAGAUGGGCCGCUUCGGCGCCGACCCCGAGGGCUCCGACCUCUCCUUCAGCUGCCGCCUCCAGGACACCAACUCCUUCUUUGCGGGCAACCAAGCCAAGCGACCCCCCAAGCUGGGCCAGAUCGGCCGAGCCAAGAGAGUGGUGAUCGAGGAUGACCGGAUAGACGACGUGCUGAAGGGGAUGGGGGAGAAGCCGCCGUCCGGAGUGUAGACGUGCCGGCUCGGGCGGCAGGCUCCGGGCCCAGACCCACAGCGGCCAGGAGCGCGGGCCGGCGAUGCGGCUGCCGGCGCCUCCCGCCCCGGCCCAGGCGCCCGCGGGCGGGGGCCGCAGGGCCGCGCCACCUGCGAGUUAGAGUCGCUGCUGCCGCCGCCAGGCACUCCGGAGCUGUCCGCUUCAGCACCACGGCGGCGGCGGUAGCGGCGGCGCGGACCCGCCCGGAGCCCGCCGUCGCGCUCAUGCACUUUAGAACCUUGGGCCGCAGCCCCAUCCCCCACACCGGAACGGACAGAGACCCGCGGCCCUCAGCCCCCGGUCCGCCCCCUCCCGCACGGCUUCCCUACCCCGCCCCUCUGGCCGGUCUGGUCUGCAGACCCGGCUGCCCACCCGUGUCGGACUGCGUGCGUGGCCAGGGAUGUUUGGCUGCGUAUUUGCAUGAGCUUCCCACCCACCUGAGCCCAGCCCUCCGGGCCUCUCCUCACCCCCACCCCUGUCUGGCGUGACCCCAGCCUCAGCCUCUUUCUAAGGGACUUCCUCAGCACAUUUGUAUUUUUAUAUCCGACUCUUUGUUUACUGCCUCCCCUCAUAGUUCAUACCCUGCACCCUCAGUCUCCUCGCUCUUCUGCGCCUGGCAGAUAGGACGGGUGUUGAGGCUGGGAAUGGACAAGCCCCCAACAUGAUAAACAACACAUGGCCAGUCUGCCCAGGCCUGACCCCAGGCGGUUCUCUGGCAGACCCCUCCCCUCAAGGUAUCACCUUCCACCGGCCCAGGUCUGACUUUACCUUCAACCCCUGCGCCCUGCCCCUGGGAACCCAAAUAGGGACUGCUCUGCACCUUUGGAUGACACCUGUGGCCCUAGAGAUGUUCUCAACCCAGGGAUGUCCUUUGUAAAUGUUUCUCCAUCCUCACUGUACCAGGUGUGUGAAUAAACACAGACCUCCCUGUG
Molecule: messenger RNA, 1450 nt
Organism: Rhinolophus ferrumequinum (greater horseshoe bat)
Lineage: Eukaryota; Metazoa; Chordata; Mammalia; Chiroptera; Rhinolophidae
Gene: CAMK2N2
Product: calcium/calmodulin dependent protein kinase II inhibitor 2
Exons: 2
Coding region: 258-497 (79 amino acids)
Biological process (GO): negative regulation of protein kinase activity
Molecular function (GO): protein kinase binding; calcium-dependent protein kinase inhibitor activity
Source: RefSeq, a predicted model, not a curated record